AUGAACCAAGAGCUGGGGAGGUUCCUGAGGAGUCACUGCCAGGACCGGCAGGGGGUGUGGGCCCAAUUCCUUUCCUGGGCAGAAUACGCCCACAAUUCAUCGCCUCACUCCUCCACCGGGCCGACUGCCUUCCAAUGUGUUCUGGGAUACCAGCCAGCUCUGGCUCCGUGGACCCCGACCCAGAUCAAAGCUCCUGCAGUAGAUGAGGGUUCAGGCGCACGGAGGAGGUUUGGAAUGAUGCCCAGGAACCUCCCACUUCACCUGCCCUGUAUGAAGCUGAGCCCCCAGGUUGUGUUGUUUAAGGUUCUCAACAAGUAUCUGGUGGACUGGGAGGGGUACGGUCCAGAGGAGCGGUGUUGGGUCCUGGUGGACGAUAUUCUAGAUCCCGAGAUUUCCACCUUCGCCGCCCGGACCAGCCUGCUCCUUGCCCUUGGGGCCGUCCCCCUGGCCGGCAUCCCCCUGGACCACUGGAUGCAGUUCCUGGAUCAGCGUGGACCUGUUCACUACCCACAGGAUCACCAUGGGGACAACCAAGGAUACACCGAUAUGGAGGCUGAUAUGCCUGGAGUGAAUUCCUCACACAAUGACCAGGUCUGCAGCACAUGGGGUAACUACCAUUUCAAGACCUUCGACGGGGACUUUUUCCAGCUCCCCUCCACCUGCAACCAUGUUGUGACCUCACUGUGUAAGAGCGGCUAUGAGGCUUUCAACAUCCAGAUGAGGCGGCAGGUGGUGGACAACCAGCCCACCAUUAGCAAGAUCACCAUGAAGCUGGAUGGUGUAGUGGUGGAGCUUUCCAAGGGUGGUGUUGUGGUCAAUGGCCAGACGGUGACCCUGCCGUUCAGCUUGUCUGGAGUCAGCAUCGUGAAGACUACAUCCAAUGUGAAGGUCGUAGCCAAACUGGGGCUGGUUGCUGUUUGGAACAAGGAUGACUCCCUAAUGAUUGAAAUGAACGAGAAGUACAGAAACCAGACCUGCGGACUGUGUGGUGACUUCAAUGAAGUCCAAACAUACAACGAGUUUAUCAUCAAUGGUGGGGAACUCUCUAGCUCGGACUAUGGAAACCUCUGGAAACUGGAUGGCCCUCUGGAAGUCUGUGAGGAGCCUACGCUAACUUCUGUGGAGAGCUGUGGAGAUGAGGAAUUUUGUCAGCAGCUGUUCUCCAGUGCAGCUUUCAGUAGCUGCACUAAUUAUUUGGACAUGGACGCCUUCAUCAAGACCUGCCUUGCAGACCUGUGCCACUGUGAUAACAGCACCAACUCCUUCUGCCUGUGCAACACCAUCUCAGAGUACUCCCGUCAGUGUGUUCAUGCAGGGGGGAAGCCCCAGCAAUGGAGGACUGAACAGUUCUGCUAUAAGACAUGCCCCUACAACAUGGAGUACCAGGAGUGUGGAAGCCCCUGUGUUGACACCUGCUCCAACCCAGAGGCCGGACAGUUGUGUGAAGACCACUGUACAGACGGCUGCUUCUGUCCUCUAGGUACUGUUUUUGAUGAUGUCAGCAACAGUGGCUGUAUUCCAUUGAGUGAAUGCCUCUGUGUCCACAAUGGACAAGUAUACACAUCUGGAGAAUCUUACACCAGCAACUGUAAAGAAUGCACCUGUGCUGGUGGUCAGUGGGCCUGCACGGACAAGGACUGUCCUGGGACCUGCUCUGUGGAGGGAGGAUCCCACAUCAACACCUAUGAUGGGAAAGCCUACACCUUCCAUGGGGACUGCUCUUACAUUCUGACCAAGAAAUGCAAUGGAUCUGAAUUCACCGUGCUGGGAGACAUUGCGAAGUGUGGGUUGACUGACACUGAGACGUGUAUGAGGGCUGUUACCCUAGCCCUCUCCAGCAGAUCCACCGUGAUCCAAGUCCAGUCAAGUGGAAGAGUUCUUGUAAAUCAGAUUCUUCCUCAGCUCCCGCUCUAUACAGCUGAAGUGACCAUCUUCAAGCCCUCCUCAUUCUACAUUGUUAUCCAGACAACUCUUGGAGUUCAACUUCAGAUCCAGCUUUCACCAGUUAUGCAGAUCUACAUAACUGCCAUCUCAUCCUACAAAGGAACAACCUGUGGCCUUUGCGGAAACUACAAUAAUGUUCAGGCAGAUGAUUUCAGAGUCAUCAGUGGAUUGGUGGAGGGCACAGCUGUAGCUUUUGCCAACACAUGGAAGACCAUGGCCAGCUGCCCUGAUGUCAAGACUAGCUUUGAAAACCCCUGCAGUUUGAGCAUCGAAAAUGAGAAAUACGCCCAGCACUGGUGUUCCAUGUUAUCAGAUCCUAAAGGAGUGUUCUCGCCUUGCCAUUCUGAAAUAAGACCUGACACCUACAAAACCAACUGCAUGUAUGACAGCUGUAACUGCGAGAAGAGUGAGGACUGCAUGUGUGCUGCCGUCUCCUCUUAUGUCCACGCUUGUGCUGCCGAGGGUAUCCAGCUCAGCGGCUGGAGAGACACUAUCUGCAAUAAAUUCGCAGCCUGUCCCAGACAAACAGUUUAUACCUACAACAUGACCAGCUGUGGACGCACCUGCCGCUCACUGAGCAUGACAGACCAAUCUUGCCAGGUGAAGUUUGUUCCGGUGGACGGCUGUGGCUGUGCAGAGGGCACCUACAUGGACGAGGCUGGCCAGUGUGUUGCCCCCACCAACUGUCCCUGCUAUGACAAGGGCUCAGUGGUCCCUGCAGGAGAGACUAUCACUAGAGACGGUGCCACCUGUACUUGCAGACAAGGGACACUGAGUUGCACUGGGGGAGCAAGACUAUUUAUAUGCACAGUGCCAAUGGUUUUCUUCAACUGCUCAACUGCACCUCCAGGAGCUUCAGGUUCAGAGUGUCAGAAGAGCUGCAAAACUCUGGAUAUGACCUGUAUCAGCACAGAGUGCACAUCAGGUUGUAUGUGCCCCCCCGGACUGGUGUCUGAUGGGAACAGAGACUGCAUCAAGGAGGAACUUUGUCCUUGUUCUCACAAUGGAGCUACUUACCAAGCUGGAGAGACUCUUAAGGUUGACUGCAAUACAUGUACUUGCAAGGACAGACAAUGGCAGUGUACCACACAUCUUUGUGAUGGAGUUUGUGCAAUCUACGGAGAGGGUCACUAUAUCACCUUUGAUGAGAAAAGGUUCAACUUUAAUGGAAACUGUGAAUACACUCUCAUUCAGGACUACUGUGGCAAUACUAACAGCAGUGGCAGCUUCAGAGUCCUCACUGAGAAUGUUCCUUGUGGAACUAAAGGCACCACCUGCUCCAAGACCAUCAAGCUCUUCCUGGGGACCAGUGAGCUCAUAUUGGCAGAUGGGACCGCUCAAGUUGUCAGAAGUACUCCAGAAGAGCAGUUUCCUAAACAGAUCAGCCUUCUGGGGAAUUAUCUGGUCAUUGAAGUCAAAAGUGGUCUCAUCCUCAUGUGGGACAAGAAGACCAGUCUCUUUAUCAAGCUUAGCCCACAAUACCAGGGGCAAGUGUGUGGUCUGUGUGGAAACUAUGAUGGCAACGCAAACAAUGACUUCACCACUAGAGCCCAGGCGACAGUUGUUGAUCCAGUGGAAUUUGGAAACAGCUGGAAAGUUUCAUCAAGCUGCCCAAGUGUGUCCGCUGUAGUGCACCCAUGUGCCUCCAACCCGUACAGAGCGUCUUGGGCCCAGAAACAGUGCAGCAUCAUUAACAGUGAUGUCUUCGCAGCCUGCCAGAACCAGGUGGACCCCUCUCCUUACUACGAUGCUUGUGUGAGAGACUCAUGUGCUUGUGACAGUGGUGGAGACUGUGAGUGCUUCUGUACCGCAGUGGCAGCUUAUGCAAAGGCCUGCAAUGAAGCUGGAGCAUGCGUAGCCUGGAGAACCCCUCGAAUUUGCCCACUGUUCUGUGAUUACUACAACCCCACUGGAGAAUGUGAGUGGCACUACAAGGCAUGUGGAGCUCAGUGUAUGAAGACCUGCAGAAACCCUUCCGGAGACUGUUCUAGUUUAAUUCCAGCAUUGGAAGGCUGCUAUCCUAACUGUCCUGUGGCACAACCUUACUUCAAUGAGAAGACAAUGAAGUGUGUGGAGAGGGAACAAUGUGGCUGCUUUGACUAUGAAGGAAACCAGUACACCAAUGGACAGAAUGUUCCGGCACAAAACUGUGAAACAUGCACCUGCACAAUGACUGGAGUGAGCUGCAGUUAUGAUGUAAAUGUUUGUACAUGCUUGCAUAAUGGUAAACAACACCGAUAUGGAGCAACCCUCUACAAUACAACAGAUGGGAUUGGUAACUGCAUUGUUGCUGUUUGUGCCGCGAACGGAACCAUUACCAGGAACAUUUCCCCUUGUCAAGUGACCACAACUCCAGUACCAACCACAACUUCCCCUCUGACCACAACAACUACUUCAACAAAGGAAGAAAACACAACUGAGACCAUCACAUCCACAAAGCCACCUAAAGAAGUGGAGAUAAUGAAUCCAUUAAGAACAUCAUUGCUAGUGGUUAUCACAUUUGCUCAGCUCCAGAGGCAGUUGAAUGUAGAGCAAAACAAUACCCUGGACUUCAGAUCUCUCAGCUUGGCCAAGACCAACAACAACAACAACAGUUCUGUCGACCACGACUCCUACACCCACUACUACAAUCUUAACUUCGACAGCUCCAUCUACCACAAAAACAACAACUCUGCCUUCUACUACAACUCCAACCUCUACUCCUACAUCAACCUCAACAGGAGCAUCAACUACCCAGUGCAGUGGUGUAGAAAGUUGUGUGUGGUCAGACUGGAUCAACCUUGCAACAACAACAACAACAGUUCUGUCGACCACGACUCCUACACCCACUACUACAAUCUUAACUUCGACAGCUCCAUCUACCACAAAAACAACAACUCUGCCUUCUACUACAACUCCAACCUCUACUCCUACAUCAACCUCAACAGGAGCAUCAACUACCCAGUGCAGUGGUGUAGAAAGUUGUGUGUGGUCAGACUGGAUCAACCUUGCAACAACAACAACAACAGUUCUGUCGACCACGACUCCUACACCCACUACUACAAUCUUAACUUCGACAGCUCCAUCUACCACAAAAACAACAACUCUGCCUUCUACUACAACUCCAACCUCUACUCCUACAUCAACCUCAACAGGAGCAUCAACUACCCAGUGCAGUGGUGUAGAAAGUUGUGUGUGGUCAGACUGGAUCAACCUUGCAACAACAACAACAACAGUUCUGUCGACCACGACUCCUACACCCACUACUACAAUCUUAACUUCGACAGCUCCAUCUACCACAAAAACAACAACUCUGCCUUCUACUACAACUCCAACCUCUACUCCUACAUCAACCUCAACAGGAGCAUCAACUACCCAGUGCAGUGGUGUAGAAAGUUGUGUGUGGUCAGACUGGAUCAACCUUGCAACAACAACAACAACAGUUCUGUCGACCACGACUCCUACACCCACUACUACAAUCUUAACUUCGACAGCUCCAUCUACCACAAAAACAACAACUCUGCCUUCUACUACAACUCCAACCUCUACUCCUACAUCAACCUCAACAGGAGCAUCAACUACCCAGUGCAGUGGUGUAGAAAGUUGUGUGUGGUCAGACUGGAUCAACCUUGCAACAACAACAACAACAGUUCUGUCGACCACGACUCCUACACCCACUACUACAAUCUUAACUUCGACAGCUCCAUCUACCACAAAAACAACAACUCUGCCUUCUACUACAACUCCAACCUCUACUCCUACAUCAACCUCAACAGGAGCAUCAACUACCCAGUGCAGUGGUGUAGAAAGUUGUGUGUGGUCAGACUGGAUCAACCUUGCAACAACAACAACAACAGUUCUGUCGACCACGACUCCUACACCCACUACUACAAUCUUAACUUCGACAGCUCCAUCUACCACAAAAACAACAACUCUGCCUUCUACUACAACUCCAACCUCUACUCCUACAUCAACCUCAACAGGAGCAUCAACUACCCAGUGCAGUGGUGUAGAAAGUUGUGUGUGGUCAGACUGGAUCAACCUUGCAACAACAACAACAACAGUUCUGUCGACCACGACUCCUACACCCACUACUACAAUCUUAACUUCGACAGCUCCAUCUACCACAAAAACAACAACUCUGCCUUCUACUACAACUCCAACCUCUACUCCUACAUCAACCUCAACAGGAGCAUCAACUACCCAGUGCAGUGGUGUAGAAAGUUGUGUGUGGUCAGACUGGAUCAACCUUGCAACAACAACAACAACAGUUCUGUCGACCACGACUCCUACACCCACUACUACAAUCUUAACUUCGACAGCUCCAUCUACCACAAAAACAACAACUCUGCCUUCUACUACAACUCCAACCUCUACUCCUACAUCAACCUCAACAGGAGCAUCAACUACCCAGUGCAGUGGUGUAGAAAGUUGUGUGUGGUCAGACUGGAUCAACCUUGCAACAACAACAACAACAGUUCUGUCGACCACGACUCCUACACCCACUACUACAAUCUUAACUUCGACAGCUCCAUCUACCACAAAAACAACAACUCUGCCUUCUACUACAACUCCAACCUCUACUCCUACAUCAACCUCAACAGGAGCAUCAACUACCCAGUGCAGUGGUGUAUCUGCUAUGGUUGGGGAGACCCUCACUAUGUCACCUUUGAUGGAACAUACUAUGGCUUCCAAGGAAAUUGUUCUUACGUCUUGGUCAAAGAAAUCCUGCCAAAGUACAACUUCAGUGUUGUAAUCGACAAUUACUAUUGUGAUGCUCCAGAUGGACUUUCCUGCCCUCAGUCUCUGACCAUUUAUUACCAAUCUUACAAGAUAUUCAUGACCAAGAAGGACGUUGAUGGAGUUUUCACAAGUCUGAUUUAUGUAAACCAGCAACGCAUCAUCCCGGCAUAUGAGACCAAGGACUUCCGCAUCACAGACAACGGAAUUGAGACCCUUUUAGUCAUACCAGCAAUUAAUGCCAAGGUGUCUUUCACUGGUCUUAUGUUUAGCAUAUACCUGCCCUGGGACAAGUUCAGUGGCAACACUGAGGGACAGUGUGGGUGGAUGCCCAAUCCCAUCUACAUAUCAUUGAGUGUCAACCUACUGAAUGUGACACUCACUGCCAGCAGGGCUUUGAUCAUCAAGCCGUUCCUGGGCAGUGUUCCUGGUUCCAUCUGGAUACCAUCUGGAGACAAGUGUCUCAAGUUUGAGUGCGUAAAGAUUAUGGACCAAUUCAUCCCAAUUGAGGCUAAGACUGUGUGCCCUGACUUCCAUCCAGAAGAUUGCAUACCCGGAACUGAAGUCAUUGCUCCAGAUGGUUGCUGCCAUGUCUGUGUUCCAAAAUAUAAGCCAUGCAACAUGACAAAGGGAAAAGUGUACCUGGACAGCAAUGGGUGCAAGUCUGCAAACGAGGUGGAAGUGACAACAUGCGGAGGAUCCUGUGGCACCUACGCCAUGUAUUCUCUUGAGGCCAACAUGAUGGAGCGCUCUUGUACCUGUUGUCGGGAAGUAUCCACCACCAAGAAGGAAGUGGAGAUGAUCUGCCCAGACGGGUCAAAGUUCAACCACUCCUACAUUCACAUCAAUAAAUGUGGCUGCCAGAGGACAGAGUGCGUGACCCCGGAGGAGACCCAGGUCGCAAGGAUGCAGUUCCUGGAUCAGCGUGGAGUGAAUUCCUCACACAAUGACCAGGUCUGCAGCACAUGGGGUAACUACCAUUUCAAGACCUUCGACGGGGACUUUUUCCAGCUCCCCUCCACCUGCAACCAUGUUGUGACCUCACUGUGUAAGAGCAGCUAUGAGGCUUUCAACAUCCAGAUGAGGCGGCAGGUGGUGGACAACCAGCCCACCAUUAGCAAGAUCACCAUGAAGCUGGAUGGUGUAGUGGUGGAGCUUUCCAAGGGUGGUAUUGUGGUCAAUGGGCAGACGGUGACCCUGCCGUUCAGCUUGUCUGGAGUCAGCAUCGUGAAGACUACAUCCAAUGUGAAGGUCGUAGCCAAACUGGGGCUGGUUGCUGUUUGGAACAAGGAUGACUCCCUAAUGAUUGAAAUGAACGAGAAGUACAGAAACCAGACCUGCGGACUGUGUGGUGACUUCAAUGAAGUCCAAACAUACAACGAGUUUAUCAUCAAUGGUGGGGAACUCUCUAGCUCGGACUAUGGAAACCUCUGGAAACUGGAUGGCCCUCUGGAAGUCUGUGAGGAGCCUACGCUAACUUCUGUGGAGAGUUGUGGAGAUGAGGAAUUUUGUCAGCAGCUGUUCUCCAGUGCAGCUUUCAGUAGCUGCACUAAUUAUUUGGACAUGGACUCCUUCAUCAAGACCUGCCUUGCAGACCUGUGCCACUGUGAUAACAGCACCAACUCCUUCUGCCUGUGCAACACCAUCUCAGAGUACUCCCGUCAGUGUGUUCAUGCAGGGGGGAAGCCCCAGCAAUGGAGGACUGAACAGUUCUGCUAUAAGACAUGCCCCUUCAACAUGGAGCACCAGGAGUGUGGAAGCCCCUGUGUUGACACCUGCUCCAACCCAGAGGCCAGCCAGUUGUGUGAAGACCACUGUACAGACGGCUGCUUCUGUCCUCUAGGUACCACAUAGGUUCAACUCUGUACUGUUUUUGAUGAUGUCAGCAACAGCGGCUGUAUUCCAUUGAGUGAAUGCCUCUGUGUCCACAAUGGACAAGUAUACAAAUCUGGAGAAUCUUACACCAGCAACUGUAAAGAAUGCACCUGUGCUGGUGGUCAGUGGGCCUGUACAGACAAGGACUGUCCUGGGACCUGCUCUGUGGAGGGAGGAUCCCACAUCAACACCUAUGAUGGGAAAGCCUACACCUUCCAUGGGGACUGCUCUUACAUUCUGACCAAGCAAUGCAAUGGAACUGAAUUCACCGUGCUGGGAGACAUUGUGAAGUGUGGGUUGACUGACACUCAGACCUGUAUGAGGGCUGUUACCCUAGCCCUCUCCAGCAGAUCCACCGUGAUCCAAGUCCAGUCAAGUGGAAGUGUUCUUGUAAAUCAGAUUCUUUCUCAGCUCCCACUCAAUACAGCUGAAGUGACCAUCUUCAAGCCCUCCUCAUUCUACAUUGUUAUCCAGACAACUCUUGGAGUUCAACUUCAGAUCCAGCUUUCACCAGUUAUGCAGAUCUACAUAACUGCCAUCUCAUCCUACAAAGGAACAACCUGUGGCCUUUGCGGAAACUACAAUGACGUUCAGGCAGAUGAGUUCAGAGUCAUCAGUGGAUUGGUGGAGGGCACAGCUGUAGCUUUUGCCAACACAUGGAAGACCAUGGCCAGCUGCCCUGAUGUCAAGACUAGCUUUGAAAACCCCUGCAGUUUGAGCAUCGAAAACGAGAAAUACGCCCAGCACUGGUGUUCCAUGUUAUCAGAUCCUAAAGGAGUGUUCUCGCCUUGCCAUUCUGAAAUAAGACCAGACACCUACAAAACCAACUGCAUGUAUGACAGCUGUAACUGCGAGAAGAGUGAGGACUGCAUGUGUGCUGCCGUCUCCUCUUAUGUCCACGCUUGUGCUGCCGAGGGUAUCCAGCUCAGCGGCUGGAGAGACACUAUCUGCAAUAAAUUCGCCGCCUGUCCCAGACAAACAGUUUAUACCUACAACAUGACCAGCUGUGGACGCACCUGCCGCUCACUGAGCAUGACAGACCAAUCUUGCCAGGUGAAGUUUGUUCCGGUGGACGGCUGUGGCUGUGCAGAGGGCACCUACAUGGACGAGGCUGGCCAGUGUGUUGCCCCCACCAACUGUCCCUGCUAUGACAAGGGCUCAGUGGUCCCUGCAGGAGAGACUAUCACUAGAGACGGUGCCACCUGUACUUGCAGACAAGGGACACUGAGUUGCACUGGGGGAGCAAGACCAUCCCCAGUAUGCACAGUGCCAAUGGUUUUCUUCAACUGCUCAACUGCACCUCCAGGAGCUUCAGGUUCAGAGUGUCAGAAGAGCUGCAAAACUCUGGAUAUGACCUGUAUCAGCACAGAGUGCACAUCAGGUUGUAUGUGCCCCACCGGACUGGUGUCUGAUGGGAACAGAGACUGCAUCAAGGAGGAACUUUGUCCUUGUUCUCACAAUGGAGCUACUUACCAAGCUGGAGAGACUCUUAAGGUUGACUGCAAUACAUGUACUUGCAAGGACAGACAAUGGCAGUGUACCACACAUCUUUGUGAUGGAGUUUGUGCAAUCUACGGAGAGGGUCACUAUAUCACCUUUGAUGAGAAAAGGUUCAACUUUAAUGGAAACUGUGAAUACACUCUCAUUCAGGACUACUGUGGCAAUACUAAUGGCAGUGGCAGCUUCAGAGUCCUCACUGAGAAUGUUCCUUGUGGAACUAAAGGCACCACCUGCUCCAAGACCAUCAAGCUCUUCCUGGGGACCAGUGAGCUCAUACUGGCAGAUGGGACCGCUCAAGUUGUCAGGAGUACUCCAGAAGAGCAGUUUCCUAAACAGAUCAGCCUUCUGGGGAAUUAUCUGGUCAUUGAAGUCAAAAGUGGUCUAAUCCUCAUGUGGGACAAGAAGACCAGUCUCUUUAUCAAGCUUAGCCCACAAUACCAGGGGCAAGUGUGUGGUCUGUGUGGAAACUAUGAUGGCAACGCAAACAAUGACUUCACCACUAGAGCCCAGGCGACAGUUGUUGAUCCAGUGGAAUUUGGAAACAGCUGGAAAGUUUCAUCAAGCUGCCCAAGUGUAUCCGCUGUAGUGCACCCAUGUGCCUCCAACCCGUACAGAGCGUCUUGGGCCCAGAAACAGUGCAGCAUCAUUAACAGUGAUGUCUUCGCAGCCUGCCAGAACCAGGUGGACCCCUCUCCUUACUACGAUGCUUGUGUGAGAGACUCAUGUGCUUGUGACAGUGGUGGAGACUGUGAGUGCUUCUGUACCGCAGUGGCAGCUUAUGCAAAGGCCUGCAAUGAAGCUGGAGCAUGCGUAGCCUGGAGAACCCCUCGAAUUUGCCCACUGUUCUGUGAUUACUACAACCCCACUGGAGAAUGUGAGUGGCACUACAAGGCAUGUGGAGCUCAGUGUAUGAAGACCUGCAGAAACCCUUCCGGAGACUGUUCUAGUUUAAUUCCAGCAUUGGAAGGCUGCUAUCCUAACUGUCCUGCGGCACAACCUUACUUCAAUGAGGAGACAAUGAAGUGUGUGGAGAGGGAACAAUGUGGCUGUUAUGACUAUGAAGGAAACCAGUACACCAAUGGACAGAAUCUUCCGGCACAAAACUGUGAAACAUGCACCUGCACAAUGACUGGAGUGAGCUGUAGUUAUGAUGUAAAUGAUUGUACAUGCUUGUAUAAUGGUAAACAACACCCAUAUGGAGAAACCCUCUACAACACAACAGAUGGGAUUGGUAACUGCAUUGUUGCUGUUUGUGCGGCGAACGGAACCAUUACCAGGAACAUUUCCCCUUGUCAAGUGACCACAACUCCAGUACCAACCACAACUUCCCCUCUGACCACAACAACUGUCCAUGCAACAACCACACUAAAACCCACAACUGUCUUCCACUUCACAACACCUGGUAAGCAGAGAAACUCUUGA
Molecule: messenger RNA, 11460 nt
Organism: Oncorhynchus nerka (sockeye salmon)
Lineage: Eukaryota; Metazoa; Chordata; Actinopteri; Salmoniformes; Salmonidae
Exons: 80
Cellular component (GO): extracellular matrix
Molecular function (GO): protein binding; nucleic acid binding
Source: RefSeq, a predicted model, not a curated record